AGCGCAGAAAUAAACAAGUGCAGACCAGACAGUGCAUUAUUGACGGCAUUUUGCGGUGUACUAAAAGCGGCUCAUUUGAUCAUGGGUUGAUGAAAGAAAAUGAAUUAAAUUCUGCUGAAUUGAGCCGCUGUCGUAUGAACAAAACACUGGAGUAAUAAUGAUCAGAUCGACAACACAAUCUUGAACGAAAAAAUUUAAACAUGUCGGAGUUGAGUGCAAAACAUAAAGCGCUGAACGUCCUUCGAAGUUUGACGGCUGAGAAAGGCCAUCGCCAAGUUGAGACGUCACCCAGACCGGAUCUCACCAGCUCCCAGGAGGUUCUUGCUGUGAAGUACCAGGAAUUAGCGACAUUACUAGCCACUCAGCAUGUGGAACGGAAAACAGUCUCCCGUCUCCACUCAAUUGAUCUGGUGUCUAGGAGCACUGGAUGCAUUCCGUCUUCAAGGAGGCAGCGCAACCAUGACAGCCAAGUCAAACCAGUGAGGAGGAGACGCAGGAAAGUUCCAGCUCUUCCAGAACCCGGUGACACUCCUAAGAUUGUUGAACUCCCCCCAUCCCAUACAGAGAAUGAAGAUGCUUCUGAAUUGCAUCUGAACUUAGAGCAACUACAGCCAUCACCGCCGAGCAAAAACACAGUUUCAUUCACUGAUGUGAGAUUAAUAAAAGACAUUGAUGAUUGUGCAUCAUCCGGUACUGACAUGUCUGAUACCGAACUGAUUAGGAGAAUUCUGCGAAGUCCGCGUAAAGUUUUAGUGAACGCACACUCGAGUCCUUCAGUUACAGCAAGGAGACGAACAUCAUCUUCAACUAAGAAAACUAGUAAACCUAAAAAGAAACAUUGUAAGGUGAAAAACACUCCAAAGGAGACUCCUCGCGAGAGCAAAAGAAGUGACAGUCCUAAGAGAGGGUUGACAGAAACUCCGAGAGAAAAGAAAGAGUUCCAACCGACGGACAACACACUGAGCAGCUCUAGCAACCCAGAUAUCUUGUCGUGGCUCAAGCAGAAAAACAAAGCCAUCCGAAAGCAGAAACGCAGCGAGAGGAAGAAGGAACGGCAGGAGAAAGCAGCAGAACAGACAGUGGUGGAGGAGAAACUGAGGCGGCUUGCCGAGUCGGGGGAUAAGUUCAAUCAGUGGAUGAAGCACAAGAAGGAGGAGUCGCACAGAAGAGAAGAGAUUGAAAGGAAGGUCCGAAAAGAUGCUGCGAAGAAAGACGCAUCGGAGAGAACUGAUGCCACACAAAGAAAAAGGGAUACUUCCCCGAAGCAAGCAGCGGCAGGGUCCAGAACACAAACCAAAAAACUGCCAACCAAUAUAAAAAAGGGAACAACAAAUAGAAAGGCAAUGUCCAGUCCCGAUAAAGAAAAUGCUUCUGACAAUCAGAAGGGUUUUGAUGAGGAAACAAGGCACCACCUUGUGAGGAACCUGGAGGCAGAACGACUUCACGAUGAGGCGAAGAGACAAAGGAAGGAGGCAGAGAAACGGAGGAGGCAGCUUCUUAGAGAUGCUCAACCUGAAGGCACCAAGAAGAGAGAUUCUAAAUCCGGUACAGAUGCAAAGCCUGCCAGCAAGACAUCACCUUCGAAGUCCCAAUCAGACACAGAUGGCAAAACAUCUUCUGCCAAUCGUAAGACUAUGCCCUCCUCCAAUCCAUUCAAAGGGAUGACUUACGACGACUGGCUGCGACAGAAACAAGCCGAUCAGCGCAGACACGCCAAAGAAGCAAAGAAACAAGAAGUUUGUGACCCAGAACUGGACGACCUCAUCCCUCUACUUGCCCGGCGGCGCAUCGAGCAAAUCAAAGUAAGAGCAACCCGCGUUGAUUCUGGUCUCCGAAGAUCAAGAGAAUCAACAAAUUCUGAAAACAAAACCGACAGGCCAGGAACACCAAACGGAGUGCGGUCAUACACAUGGAAAACACCGUCAAGUUCUGCCUCGGACGGUAAACAAAAAUCAACAAUGAAACCAAGUCCUCCAAAGACUAAGAAAUCGGACAAAACAGAAACAGCAUCGUCCACACCAAUGCCUGAUGUGGUCAACUUUGAACGUCCGGAACCGCAAGGCUGUGAAGGCAAUGAGGAGUUCCCAUGCCAAAGCCCCAAAACCAACCAAUCAAAAGAUACCAAUCACAGUAUGAACCAAUCAGGGCCAAGUACGGAUAAAUUAAAGGACUCUACAGCCAGUGGGAAUGAUCAAAAUAAAACUAGUGAACAAUUCAAGAAGGAACACAAACAGGCUUCAGAAGCCAACGUAAUUUUUAUGACUGAGCCUACCGCCUGAAAGAAAGUGCCUUUCAAAGUGGUACUUUUUGCUUGUAAGAUCAUUGAACUGUUUCAAACACCUAAAAAAUGCAGAAAAUUGUGUGGAUAAGUAAUCAAAUGUCUGUUCAAAAGCAGAAUCAUCCCAUGAAGGGUCAAACAAAAUAAGAACAAAGCCAAUUUAUAGAGCAAAAACGUAUGUUACUGUGCAAUGUUAAAUGUUAAAAGGAAAAUGAACAAAGCGUUGUAGUGCAAAAUAGUGUAUACAUGUAAUAAUUUCUAUGAAUAUGCAAAGCAUGGUUGAAUAAUUAUAAAGUAAAUUGAAGUGAAAAGUAUUCAAUAUGUAUGAGAACUAUCAUUUGAAGUGCGACUAUAUUUUAUGUACGAGUUUGAAAGUUUGCAAAAUGUAACGCCAGUUAUUUUGAAACUUCUCCAAUUCAAAUUUGCUCUCCCGUGCUAUUUUUCGAGUUUCAACCCCAAAAUGGACAUUGAGAGAAAAACAAAAGUUAUGUUACUCUUGAAUGAGACAUUGAACAAAACAAUCCUUUACAAAUUUCAAAUUAUUAGCGACAAUCUUUUGUACAUUAUGGGUGCAAAAGCAACCCAAAAUAAAGGCGUAUGUGACUUGCCGUAUCAUAAUGAGGAAUAACCCCCACCUUUGAUUACACGAUUCAUAAUAUCAAGUCAAGAUUACCGAUCAACAAAAUGCUUCGUUUCGACUGAAAAACACCAAAUUUUAUUUCCACAAUUGUGACUUAAAGAGUCAUAUUCUGAGUGUACAAGACAAAGUUUUAUAUUCUACACAUAGCGCUAGUGCUUGAAAGUCCUGCUUCAGAAAAUAUGGAGACAUUCAAUUUACCUACAGUACCUAAUUCUAUACAGCUACUACAUAAUGCUUUAAAGUGCAUCUGUUACUGUUAUAUAAACAAGGAAUUUUGUCAUUAAAGAGGCUUUUAAGACUGCAUUCAUUCACUAAAAAUACUGGCUUUUUUAAAGGAAGUUUUUAUGCGUAUUGUUGUCGUCGUUGCUCAAAAUUUGUAAACCUGUUGAGCUUUCAGCGCCAAGGAACAAAAUGAAUGAAUAUUUAUCUGGCAUUCGUAACUGGCUUUCGUUGCCAACACACAGAAGCAAGUGUGCCGCAUCCUAAUUGAAAACCACCUUCAAUGUUAGUUUUCUUCCAAA
Molecule: messenger RNA, 3439 nt
Organism: Patiria miniata (bat star)
Lineage: Eukaryota; Metazoa; Echinodermata; Asteroidea; Valvatida; Asterinidae
Product: nucleolar protein dao-5-like
Exons: 2
Coding region: 201-2279 (692 amino acids)
Source: RefSeq, a predicted model, not a curated record